This is a messenger RNA of Pipistrellus kuhlii (Kuhl's pipistrelle), 5611 nucleotides long. RefSeq names its product DENN domain containing 3 (gene DENND3). Gene Ontology annotation, cellular component: cytoplasmic vesicle. Lineage: Eukaryota; Metazoa; Chordata; Mammalia; Chiroptera; Vespertilionidae. The record is from RefSeq and is a predicted model, not a curated record. Gene Ontology annotation, molecular function: protein binding. The coding region runs from base 103 to 3927 and encodes 1274 amino acids. The transcript is spliced from 25 exons. Gene Ontology annotation, biological process: regulation of Rab protein signal transduction.
GGAUCCGGCCGCCGCGGGUAGUCGGCUUCGGGGCGCUGCUGGGCGCGAGGUCGGGAUCGGGGCCCCCGGGCGCGCCCCGCGGGCGGCGGCGGCAUAGCGGCCAUGGCGGAGGCGGCGCCGCAGCCCCUGGCGCUGCCCUCGGGGCUGCUGGAGCUGUGCGUGCUGCUGGGGGCCCCCCGGGACAGCCUCCGCGGCCCCGAGCUGGUCGCCCAGAAAGGCGGGGUCCCGAGUCCUGCCCUGGAGCCCGAGGUGCUGUCGGUCUUCGCGCCGCCCUUCGUCAGCAAGGAGGACGGACAGACGGCCAGCGCCGGCGCCGGCGGGACCCUCGGCAAAGCCAAGCGGCGCUCCUUCCGGAAGAAGAGGGAGCGGCCCCGGGCGGACCCCGGCAAGGGCCCCGCGGGGCCCCGGGAGCCGGACCCCGAGGACGUCAGUGUCCCGGACGGCGUGGACCUGCUGGCCCUGCCCCAGCUGUGCUUCCCAGGGGGCCUGUGUGUGGCCUCGGAGCCGAAGGAGGACAGCGUCCACUUCCUGGUGCUGACGGACGUGUGCGGGAACCGGACGUACGGCGCCGUGGCCCAGUACUACCGGCCGCUGCACGACGAGCACUGCUUCUACAGCGGCAAGCCCCACUGGGAGGCGUCCGGGCUGAGCGUGGGCGGUGGCGGCUUCGUGCCCUUCGCCGUGUGCGUGAUCUCACGGUUCCCCUACUACAACGCCCUCAGGGACUGCCUGUCCUGUUUGCUGAUGCAUCUGAAGCUCUGCAAGGAUUUCGAAGUUGAGAAUCACAUCAAAGACUUUGCUGCGAAGCUCUCUCUGAUCCCCAGCCCCCCGCCGGGGCCGCUGCACUUGGUGUUCACCAUGAAGCCGCUGCAGGUGGUGUUCCCCUCGCGCGCCGACCCCGAGAGCCCGGUCAUCGACCUGGACCUGCACCUGCCGCUGCUGUGCUUCCAGCCCGAGAAGGUGCUGCAGAUCCUGACGUGCCUGCUGACGGAGCAGCGGCUGGUCUUCUUCUCGGCGAGCUGGGCGCUGCUGCCGCUGGUGGCCGAGUGCUUCCUGGCCUACCUGCACCCGCUGCGCUGGCAGCACACGCUGGUGCCCAUCCUGCCGGGGCAGAUGCUGGACUUCCUCAUGGCGCCCACCGCCUUCCUCAUGGGCUGCCACCUCCGCCACUUCGAGGAAGUCAGCAAGGAAGCGGAGGGUCUGGUUCUGAUCAACAUCGACAGCGGGAGCGUCACCUGCUCAGGCUGCGAGGUCCCCGACCUGCCCCUGCUGGCGGCACAGACCUUCGUCCAGAGGGUCCAGAGCCUCCAGCUGCACUAUGACCUGGACCUCGCCCACCUGGGUGCCAGCACCGACGUGAACGAGGGCCGUGCCCGCCGGUGGGCCUGGCAGCAGAGGCUCAACGGGCAGAUCCAGCAGCUCGCCCUGCAGCUGCUUGUCAGCAUAUUCAGGGAGGUGAGGAACCACCUCAACUACGAGCACCGCGUGUUCAACAGCGAGGAGUUCCUCAAGAGCCGCGCCCCCGGCGACCAGCGCUUCUACCGGCAGGUCCUGGACACCUACAUGUUUCACUCCUUCCUUAAAGCCCGGCUCAGCCGGAGGAUGGACGCCUUUGCUGAGAUGGAGCUCAGCACGCAGCCGGAGGAGGACAGAGCGAACGGGAUCCUGAGCCCUCGGAGACUGACCGUCGAGAAGAAGGCGCCUCACAGGCCGUCACCCGGGCACGCGGCCCGCCGGCGCAUGGUGGUCAGCAUGCCCAACCUGCAGGACAUCGCCAGCCCCGAGCCACCGCCCCGGAACGCCUCGCUGCGCAAGGCGGAGGCGGAGGACUGCGGCUGCCCCGGCCCAGCUCCGGACCCGAGCCCCAGGCCCACGUACACGUUCAGGAUCCCCGAGGUGCACUUCCCCCGCGUGCGGCAGUGCGUGCAGGCCUACUACGCGGACUGCGCGGCCCUGCUGACCAGGGCCCUGGGCUGCGUGGCCCCCGAGCAGGCGGCGCUGCGCGCGCGCUACCUGUACCUGCGCGGGCUGGUGCGCCUGGCGCAGGGCCAGCGGCUGGACGCGCUGCUGGACUUCCAGAGCCUCUACAGGACGGACCUGAGCGUGUUCCCCGCCGAGCUGGUGCGCGCCGCCGUGCAGGCGCUGCCCGGCCCCGAGCGCGCCCAGGCCGAGCGCACGCCCGCGCUGCGCGUGCUGGUCAGCCGCCUGCUGGACCGGCCGGGCGAGGCCCCCAAGGCCGACGACCGCGUGAAGCACUUCGAGCUGCCCAGCCGGCACCUGCCGCUGGCCGACUUCGUGCAGCGCGUGCAGGAGUCCGGCAUCGUGACGGACGCCGGCCUCAUCGGGCGCCUGUUCGAGGCCCUCACCGUCGGGCAGCAGAAGCUGAUCGACCCCGAGACCUUCCGGGAGUUCUACACGUGCUGGAAGGAGACGGAGGCGCGGGCGCAGGAGGUGAGCCUGCCGGCGGCCGUGGCCGAGCGCCUGGACCGCAACGAGUGCGUGUACAAGCUGUCGGGCGCCGUGAAGACCAGCCGCGGCGUGGGCAAGAUCGCCAUGACCCAGAAGCGGCUGCUCCUGCUCACCGAGGGCCGGCCCGGCUUCGUGGAGAUCGCCACCUUCCGCAACAUCCAGGAGGUCCGGAGCACCACUGCGGCCUUCCUGCUGCUCCGCAUCCCCACGCUGAAGAUCAAGUUGGUGGCCAAGAAGGACGUCUUCGAGGCGAACCUGAAGGCCGAGUGCGACCUGUGGCACCUGAUGGUGAAGGAGAUGUGGGCGGGGAAGCUGCUGGCGGACGAGCACAAGGACCCGCAGUACGUGCAGCAGGCGCUGACGCACGCCCUGCUGAUGGACGCCGUGGUGGGCGCGCUGCAGACGCCCGAGGCCAUCUACGCCGCCUCCAAGCUGUCCUACUUCGACAAGAUGCUGAGUGAGAUGCCCUUGGCUGUUCCCAAGACGACGACGGAGAUGCUGAGGCACAAGAUCAACCCCUCGGCGGGGGAGACCUUCCCGCAGGCCGUGGACGUGCUGCUGUACACGCCAGGGCAGCUGGACCCGGCGGAGCGGGCGGGGGACGCGCACCCCAAGCUGUGGUGCGCGCUGCAGGCCGGCCGAGUGGUGGUGUUCGACGCCUCGUCCUGGAGCCGGCACCAGCACUGCGUCCGCGUGGGCUCCUCCACGCUGAACUGCAUGGCGAUGGCGGCGCAGGGCCAGGUGUGGGUGGGCUCCGAGGACUCGGUCAUCUACAUCAUCAGCGUGCACAGCAUGUCCUGCAACCGGCAGCUCACCGAGCACCGCGCCGGCGUCACCGGCUUCGUGGUGCAGGACGUCCCGGACGCGCCCAGCCAGGUGUACUCGUGCAGCGCGGACGGGGCGGUCCUGGUGUGGGACGUGAGCUCGCUGCAGGUGACCCGCCGGCUCCAGCUGCCGGGCAGCGGCCUCUCGUCCAUCCAGCUGCACGCCGGCUGCCUGUGGUGCUGCACCUGUGGCAGCAUCGUGGCCGUGAACGGCAGUGUCCGGCAGGAGCUUAAGAUCGACGAGACCGUCCAGGAGCGCAGCACCACCUUCGUGGCCUUCCAGCUGCUCCCCGAGCAGGAGCAGCUGUGGGCGGCGUGCGCGGGGUGCGAUGACCUGUUCGUGUGGGGCCUGAGGGACCUGGCCGGGCCGCCCGAGAGGGUGCACCUGCCGGACUGCACCCAGGUCACCUGCAUGAUCCGGGUGAAGAGGCAGGUGUGGGUGGGCGGCACCGGGCUGUCGCAGGGCAGGUCCCGGGGGAAGAUCUACGUGGUCGACGCCAGGAGCAGGGCCGUGGAGAAGGAGCUGGUGGCGCACGCGGACGCUGUGAGGACGCUGUGCUCGGCCGAGGACAGAUACGUGCUGAGCGGGUCCGGCCCGGAGGAGGGCAAGAUCGCCAUCUGGACCGUGGAGUGAGGGCCGUGCCCGCCGCGGGCUGCCCCUCCGGGCCCGGCUUCUCCCCGGGCUCCAAUGAGACUGCGGCUCCGGGCGGGCAGCGGGCUCCCCCGCGGCCAGAACGUCUGCCCGGACGCUGCCCCACCGCCGCCCCGAGCGCAGCUUGGACGGCGCCAGAGCCCACGCCGGCCCGGAGCCAGUCUCAGCCGAGCGGGCUGCACGCCUCUGCCGGCCCCAUUCACGCCCGAGCCCCGGGCACGCGGCCCGCCUCCAGGCUGGCCCCAGGGAGGACGCGGACAGGCUGAGGGCGGGCGGAGGCCAGCUGGAGGGCAGCUCUUCCUGGCGGACGCGGAGCCUUUGUACGAAGACGCCCCGGACUCCCGCCCACCGGAGGGCACCGGCCCGCUCCCCCGCCGGCCGCCCAGCGGGGGCGCCCGCCGUCACUGACCAGUGUUUGCGGAGAAGCGUUGGCACACGCCCCGUGGUGUGGCCGUCUCACUCCCGCAGGCAGGAGGAGCGGUCGGUGGUCGCCGGGCCCCGAGGUGUGGGUUUGGGCCUCGGAGGCCCGCGGCCUGCGCUCCCUGAGCGGUGGGAGGUGCGUGUCGGCCCCAGGCCAGGCCUCCGGAGGGCGCUGCAGGGCCUCUGGCUCGGUGCCGGGGCCAGCGUGGAGGAAGGUCCGCAGGGGCGGCGGCAUUUGGGGGUUUCCUGGGAGGCCCCCCAGUCUGCUCACCAGGGGCACGUGUUCCCAGCACCUAGGAUGGUUCAGCCAGCAGCGGGGUGUGUGUGUGAGAGUGUGUGUGUGUGUGAGACUGAGUGUGAGUAUGAGAGUGUGAGUGUGUUUUAUGUUCGUGCCCCUCUCUGCGCCUCUCAGAGCUCAGUGUCCUGGUCUAAAACCUGGUCUCCUCUCCAGCGUGGGAGAAGCCGAGUCAGGUGAUGGCGUGGAAACCUCCCGCCCAGCGUGGCUGGUGGCUCAGUGGUUAGAGCGCCAGCCCAAGCACCGAAGGGUCACAGGGUGAUUCCCAGUCCAGGGCAUGUUCCUGGGUCGUAGGUUCGGUCCCUGGGCCCCGUCAGGGUGGGUUCAGGAGGCAACUGAUGGAUGUUUCCCUCUCCCCCGCCCCUUCCCUCUCUGAAAAUCAGUGGGAAAAUGUCCUCAUAGGAGGAUGAGCAAAAACGGGAGAAAACCGCGCACACUGAGGGCAGGGAGCGGCCCCGGGCGGUCCGCAGCCACGUGUUCUCCCCGAGCCCUGCCUCCCGUUCAUGCUCGUCCCCGUGCGCCCACGGCGCCGUCCGAGCCGGGCCUCCUGGUCUGGCUCCGACGCCUGCGGGCGCGGGACGUCCCGAGGAAGCGGGGCCGGACUGUGGGGCGGCCGCCGGUGGCCAGCCCGGCCUCGGACCGAGGAGGGCCGGGCCUCCAGCACCGCGGCAGGGGCGGCUGUGGCUGUGAGCUGACCCUGCGGCCGCACACGGGGCCCGCGUGCUGAGUGCCGGGGGCUCCAUAGGCCUCAGGUGCCCGCAGUGGAGGAUGGAAACACCGGGCCGCCCGCCCUCUGCCGUGGGCCUGGUGAAACGGCGGCCGCUGUCUCCGCCCCAGCCUGCUCCUCGUCUGUCACUUCUAAGCCUCCGCCCCCCUCAGGCUCAGCCUCGGUGCUGGCCCAGCACGGCCCAGACAAUAUGAACCAUUUCUAAUAAAAAACCCAAACUCCAA